Siniperca chuatsi (mandarin fish) is the source of this 5803-nucleotide messenger RNA. RefSeq names its product neural cell adhesion molecule 2-like. The record is from RefSeq and is a predicted model, not a curated record. The coding region runs from base 176 to 2557 and encodes 793 amino acids. Gene Ontology annotation, cellular component: membrane. NCBI's taxonomy places the organism in Eukaryota, Metazoa, Chordata, Actinopteri, Centrarchiformes, Sinipercidae. The transcript has 18 exons. Gene Ontology annotation, molecular function: protein binding. Gene Ontology annotation, biological process: cell adhesion.
AACGAGCGGCGAGCGGGAGCGCGCGUAUAGGAAGGAAGGGAAGGAAGGAGCUGAGGCAGAUCAGUCGCCAGCGGAGCCCAAGACGGCGGAUGAACGGAGCCGAGCGUGUGUGUCGCCCGUCUCGUUUUUUACAGCAGCUGAAAGCAGCGUCCGGCAGCCCGAAACCUGCCCGAAAAUGAUGCUCAAACUCGUCCAUCUCCUCGGGGUGCUCGUCUGCGGCAGUCAAGCCGCACUGCAGGUGUCCAUUUCCUUGAACAAAGUGGAGUUAAGUGUCGGAGAGUCUAAGUUCUUCAUCUGCACAGCUAUCGGUGAGCCAGUAAGGCUGGAGUGGUACAACCCCCAGGGCGAGCGCAUCAUGCCCUCCAAGCGAAUGUCACUCCACACGGAGACGUCACGAUCCAGGCUCAUCAUUUACAACGCCAUCAUCGAGGACGCGGGUAUCUACCGCUGCCAGGCCACUGACAGCAGCGGCCAUACUGAGGAGGCCUCUGUCGUGCUGGAGAUCUACCAGAGGCUGACGUUUCGGGAUGUUCAGUCACCGCAGGAGUUCCGCCAUGGUGAGACAGCGGAGGUGGUCUGUGAUGUCAUUAGUUCACCGGUUCCCGUGGUGGUGUGGUACUACCAGGACAAAGAGAUCACUGAAGAGCACCACAGCAGGUUCCAGGUGCUGGCAAACAACAACCUACAGAUCCAUCAGGUGACCAAGGCUGACGAGGGUGUGUACCGCUGUGAGGCCAGUGUAGAGGCCCGCGGCGAGAUCGAUUUUGUGGACAUCGCCGUGGUAGUCAACGUCCCUCCAGUGUUGUCUGUGUCCCAGCAGUCCUUCAAUGCCACAGCUGACUACCAGGAAUCAGUCACCUUUACUUGCAUCACCUCUGGAUCUCCUGAUCCUGUGGUCACAUGGCACAGGAAAGGGCAGCAGCUGGAACCAUCAGAGCAAUACAUUCUCAACAGGGUGGAAGGUGGACGUAGCAUGUUGACCAUCAGCAACAUCCGACAGGGCGACGGGGGCACCUAUACCUGCAAGGCCACCAACAAGGCAGGAUCUCAGGAAAGGGAGCUCUUCCUCAAAGUGUUUGUCCAGCCCCAUAUCACCCAGCUGAAAAACGUGACAGCUGUAGAGGGCAGUGCCGCCAUGAUCUCCUGUGUGGCUGACGGCGAGCCUCUGCCCGACAUUUCCUGGAGGAGAGCCAGCGACGGCCAGGCCUUCGUGGACGGAGACAAGAGUCAGGACGGACGUUUUGAAGUCCGUGGUCGUCACGGCAAGUCAGUGUUGACCAUCAGUGGUGUGAGGCUCGCCGACUUGGGUCGAUUUGACUGCGAAGCACUCAGCAGGAUCGGAGGCCAUCAGAAGAGCAUGUUCCUGGACAUUGAGUAUAUACCAAAGUUUCUGACCAACCACACCAUCUUUUACUCGUGGGAGGGGAACCCAGUGAACAUAAGCUGUGAUGUGAUGUCCAACCCUCCUGCCACCAUGUUGUGGAGGAGAGAGCGCUUCACCAUCUCUGCAGAGGGAACUGCCAACACGCGGGUACACAGUGCAGAGGGCAAGUCUGUGCUGGAGGUGACUCCUAUGUCUGACAGGGACUUUGGCCGCUACAACUGCACAGCCAGGAACAACAUUGGAGUUCGAUACCAGGAGUUUAUUCUGGCCCAGGCAGAUGUACCAUCAAAUCCCUACUCAGUGCGUCUCUCAGCUGUUUCCCAGCGCUUGGCGACCGUAACCUUCAUGAAGCCUGACUCGCAUGGUGGCGUGCCCAUUAGCUACUACCUGGUCCAGUACAAGGAGGUUGGCUCACAGGACUGGAGGGACGUCAAGUCACACAGUGUCCAGACGACAGUGGUACUGACAGGGCUGGAGCCCAACACGACGUACGAGGUUCGAGUGGCAGCUGUCAACGGAAAGGGUCAGGGAGAGUUCAGCCACACAGAGACCUUCCAGACUUUACCCAUCCGAGAGCCGAGUCCGCCGGCGGUCCACGGGCAGAGAGGAAUGGGCAAAGCCUACAGGCUGGGGCUGGUCAAGCAGGAUGAUGGAGGGAUGCCCAUUGUGGAAUAUAUAAUCAAGUACAAAACUGAUAAGGAGGAACAGUGGAUGACCAAGCUAGUUCCAGGAGCGAAUGAUUUUGCAAUGCUGCAGCCGCUGCAGUGGAACACAAGAUAUGAAGUGGAAAUCACAGCACGCAACGUCAAGGGCCUGUCGGAGCCCACCUUCUAUCAGUUCUUCAUGCCACAGAAACCUGACAUUACAGCAGAAUCCCUGUUCAGCGGCCUGGGCCUGGGGGCGGUGGUGGGCCUCGGCCUGGGAGCGCUGCUGCUGCUCCUCGUGCUGGUCGACAUCAGCUGCUUCUUCCUGCGUCACUGCGGCCUGCUGAUGUGCAUCACACGCACGCUGUGCAGCAAGAAAACAGCCACCAGCGGCAAGGGCAAAGAGAUAGAGGAGGGCAAGGCCGCCUACCUGUACAUCUACAACAGCCACCCAACUACCCUUUCAGCCACAGAAACUACCGCUGAAGGAAGAAAAUGGAAAAGAGUCUCUCAAGCCAGAUACGAUUGAAAUCAAAGUGCACAGUGACAACAGCAUCCACACAAAGCCCGACGACAGCAAAGCGUAAAAGGGUCGGUCCCCUCGCCAACAAAAGAACAUUCGGAUCACGAGACCAAAACCCAGAGAAACUACAACACUGGAAAAUAGUGGAGUAAAAUACCAUAUCUGUUUAUAACAAUGCCCCAGUGAAAGGCAUGUGUAAAUACAAAUAAUAGGGAGAAAAUAGACAGGAAGAAAGGGUCAACCUUUUAGACACCCUGAGUGAUAAAUGUAUCAUGUUCUUAAAAACAUGGCAUCAGUGGACGGCUGUUGUUGAUCAAUGAUUGUAUUUUAUUUGUCUCACUUUUUGUUUUGUCUGUUUAUAGCUAUUGUUUUUCUGACAAUGCUUUCCUGUUAAUUUUUUGUUUUGUUUUACAGCCCACAUAAGACUUUCAAGCAGUUAAAUGGUGAUAAAUCGCGUCUCCAGCCCCCACUUUGACUUCUUACACAAAGACACAAUCACAAAUGCAAGCAAAACCAGUAUGCUAGUGUGCCCCUAAGCUCACACCGCUAAUUCUCUUGCUCUUUUUUUGUCAGAGCAAAUGCAUGGGCCGACCCACACUGCAGGAUAUCAUAAUUAUUUAAACCCAAUCGCCUGUUUCCAUGCCUGAGUGUAACACUACAGCAACCUUGUUAUGCCUUUAUUAGCCGAGCUAGGUGUCUGGCUAAUGUGAGGCAAAUGCUGAAGCAUUGUGUUUCAAGCUAGCUGGCUUAUGUAACAAAAGGUAAACCACUCUUAAUGAGAUUCUGAGGUUUUAUUGCUUCAGGAAAACGUGACGACAGGUUCUUAUGACAGGCAUUUGUGCCUGGUAACAUUGCAAGGGGGGGAAAUUGUACCAAACAGGACCUAAUUAUUAAAGGAAUUUGGACUUGACAUGUAAUGAAUAAUGUUUUCUGAAGGGCUAUUGUGGAUCUUAGUUUGUGCUGCAGGAAAACAAACAUCAAAAAUUCAAAAACUUGAACAAAAGAUGACAAAAAAGAAAGAACGUGUUGCAGUCUAUGACGUAUACAGUAUAACACCACACAUGUGCAUUGAUGUCAUUGUUAGUAAAGCCUUUUAUAUUGACACUGAAUAUUGUUGACACUCUUCAACUGUCUCAUUGUCUAACAAUGUGUGCAUAAGUAUGUUUUAUUCAUCUGUGUUCAAACUGCAUACGAUAAACAGUACAGUAUACUGUUGCCAGAGGUUAACUGCACUGCAAGCCAAUGUGCGCUUUGGUAUACAACUUGACUAAUAAAAAAAGUGAUGUGUUGGAAGGGGAAGUCCCUACAAAUGCCCUGAAAGGUGUUAUGUAACUAUAGGAAAAGCAGUGAAUGGUAAGACUCAAGGCAUGGGAACAAACGAGUAACGGUAUGCUGACGAGAACUAAAUCAACACGUAUGUUUUUAAUGAUAAACACUGAAUUCUUUAUUCAUUCCUGUCUCAGAUCUGCCUCAGAUGCAUAACCUUUUUUUGUUUCUUGGUCUGAUCACUAUUCUCUCUGAUGUUGUCAUGUGUUGUACAUAGGUAAAAAAAAAAGAAUAUUUUACAGAGCUUUUAUGUAAAUAUACCCUAAAGGAUGUGUCUUUUUUCAAAAUGCAACAGGCUUGGCUUUUUUUUGUAAACACCCCUCAGUUGAAAAAGCUGGGGUUUUUCUUUUCUUCUGUUGUGUUUUGGUCCAAAGUUCAGUGAUGGUGUAAUGUUGCUUUUUCUAGUCAUUUGCUUUCCCUUAAGAAAACCCAUGCCCUAAGGCUAUUUCACAGCAUUUCAAUGGAGACAGUAAGUACGGCAUUAGUGUGCCUUCUCUUUCUUUUUUCCUCACCCUUGUGGCCCGAUGCCGCUGCAGCAGUGUAGACCAUCAAAUUAAUUUUUGAUUGCUGCUUUUUUGCCACAGAAUGUGUCAGACGUUUGAAUUUUAUUGUGAUGCUGUGAAUUCUGGGAAAUAUAGUCUUAGGAUUGUAGGUUGUGGUUGACGACACUGGACAGAAACAGACGUGUAUAACUACGUAGUACAACUAGAUGUCAGGUUGAUGCUGUAACUCUUGAGUACAAAGUACAGUGAUGGGCUGCAGAAAUCUGGUUUAAAUCAGAAUCACUUUAUGCAGUGUAAUGCAUUAUCACGUGUGUGUGUGUGUGUGUGUGUGUGUGUGUGUGUGUGUGUGUGUGUGUGUGUGUGUGUGUGUGUGUGUGUGCAUACAUGCAUGGGUGGGUGAAUAUACUUGUCUACAUGAAUCAGGUUGCAUGUAUGCCUGUUGAAUGUAUCUGCACGCACUGUAAGUCGUCUGUAUAUGUUUGUGAGCGUGUGUGUGUGUGCGCCCAUUUAGAUUUUUCACAAUAAGAGUCUCCCGAUUUCAAAAAUUAUCCUAAAUUAAAGAGUUAAGAAGUCAACAUCUUGCUAUUCCAGCAUUUAAUUUGUUAUAUAAUUUAUUUGUUAAUUUUGUUAACUAUUUAUAUUAGAUUAAAGUGUAUUAUUGAGUACACUUUUCAGCUCCAUGAUGCAUUGUGCAGCUCUGCAAGUCACAUAGGUUUUGACCACAAGUAUGAAUGUCCAAGUGCUGUGAAUGUGUAGAGGGAGUUGGGGAGAGCUCUCACGCUGAGUUUCAGAGUGCGCUCUGAUAGGUAAAACCUGAUUAUGUAGUUCUCGACAGUGAUUAAUUCCCCAGGCUGCAGCACUUCACACAUGUGUCUGCGAGGCCCCCCCUGCUGCCGCCCCCUCGCCACUGUUCCCUGCCUCUCAGACUCCAUUGGUUUUUAUCUCAAACCUCAUAGCGCUGGCUUUGUUUUCUUACAGUGAGCCCUUGUACCUGCAUAUCUCAAAUGGAUGGUCCUGCCAUGAAGUGGUUCCGCCGCCUAUUACGAUGACUGUAAAUAUGGGAGCACAGUGCCUGGAGGCUAUACGAUUUGUACAUGUUCUUUUGUAUUUGAAUAUGAAUAAAUAUCCAACCCCCCUGCCUUCUUAUCCUCUCCUUUCCCCCUCUCACCCUCCCUUCCUUCCUGUCUCCUCCACCAUGCCUCGGUCCUUUUUCUGUAGGGGGUAAAACAGGUGUGUUUGAGCUCAGUGUACAGUAUGUGUCCUCUUUGUCCCCAUGCCCCCUGUGUCCCUUGGACUGUCCCCGCUGAGUGUGCUUUGUGCAGGAGGUGGGUACUAUUGAUGUCUCUCUGUACGUACCUGUGGAACACUUGUGACUCCUGUCAUUUGCCGCUGUAAAUAAACAUGUCCUGGUAGAAGAGAGUGA